CACGUUCAAAGGGUGUUAAACCUUCUGAAUGUCAGGAUCCUUAAUAGCUCUGACGUUUCCUCUAAAUGUCUCAUUUUAAAAUAACUUCUGCCUCAGUUUAGCUCUGGUUUAGAAGAACAAAGAGAUGUGGAGCCAUCAACACAUCAUCGUCUGCACAGCUCUGAGUUUUGUGAUCAGUGCUGAAGGUUUGAUCCAAGUGUUUGGAUAUGAGGGAAGAGAUGUAAAGUUUUCAUGUCACUAUGAUCAGGGAUAUAAGGAUAGUGAAAAAUACUUUUGUAAGAAUCACUGUGGCUCCAGUGACGUUCUCAUUACAACAAAACAGAAAAAUAAAGGCAAAUAUUCCAUCACUGAUGAUAAAAAUAACAGAAUCGUCACAGUGACCAUCUCUGAUCUUCAAUCACGUGAUGCUGGGAAAUACAAGUGUGGAGUCACUAGGUGGUUUAUUGACACCUACAGUGAAGUAAAACUGCACAUAAAAGAAGACAGAUGUUGCAACACGGUGAAUAAAACCCAAAGUAUUGAGGAAGGUUCAGUGACCAUCAGCUGUCCGUACGACUCUCAGUCUGUCAACAAGCUGAAGUUCCUCUGCAGAGGAAACCGGCCCUCCACAUGUCGACAGCAGGCAGUGAUCAACUCUAGCAACACACAAAAUGGACGAUUCAGACUCUCUGAUGACAGGAAGUCAAAAAUAUUCACAGUGACCAUUUCCAGUCUGAACCUGAAGGAUUCUGGGUCGUAUCUUUGUGGAGUCCAGAGAAACUCAGGAUUUGAUGUUUUCUCUGCUGUUGAACUGAAGGUCAAAGCAAAAUUGUUCUGUCUGGAGUCGUACCACAUCAGUGGCAUUGAGGGACGUCCAGUAACUCUGCAGUGUCCUAAUUCAGGACAACAUGAUAACAAGAAGUUCCUCUGUAAAGGAGACCAACACAACAACUGUACAGACAUGAUGGAGAACCAAACAAAGUUCAAGCUGCUCAAUGUCUCCUCCAUCUGUUUCUCUGUGAUCAUCACUGAACUGGAAGCAGCUGAUGCAGGAACAUACUACUGUGGUUCAGACUCUCAGCUGAGAUUCAUAAAGAUACAGCUGGCAGUCGUCUCUCCAAAUAAAACCAGCUCUGUGGCUCCAACCAGCUCUGCUGAACAGGUUACAUCACAGCCAUCAUCACAUAAAUCUGAUGUUUCUUUAUUCUACAUUCUGCCUGCGGUCUUCGCUCUGCUUCUGAUCCUGACAUUUGUCCUUUUGCUGGUUUUAAAAUACAAAUCAAGGAUCAAGCAAGUGGAUGGAAUCAAUGGAAACGUGUUGAACUCUGCUGAUAGUAAUGUGGAGAUGAGAAUCAAUGAUGUCUAUGAUUUACAAGAGGAUGUUGUUUACAUGAACUCUUCCACUCCAAACAUUUUGAAUCAUGAUAACAAUGAUAUCUACAACAACAUCCUUUAAAGGAGACCAGCAGAAGUUAGGAACCACGUGACCAAUGUUUCUAACAUCUUGUGUGUGAUGAUGGCCCCCUGCCUGCUGUUUUGCAAUGUCGCCUGUUAAUUUUCAUUCAAUAAGGGUCUUGGAGUUGUUAGUCGCUUAUAAUCACUUGUCCACCUGAAUCAUGUAUCCAGGGGCCUGGAUGACCAUUCAUGGACAUCCAGGCCCAGAAGCAGAGAGAGCUAGAGGUCAGAUCGAGAGGCGGAGCCGGGAACCAGAAGGUGUGGGGUGCUUCAGUCGCUUGACACGAUGUGGGAACCAGUUCGUGGUUCGGAUGGACCACAUGUGGAGGCGUCGCUUGACCAGACCUGGGAGCAGAGGCUGAGGCCUGUGGGGGCAAACCAGUCCAUGACUGAGGGAGAUCUGCACCAGGCGGAGGACCAGGCCGAAGGGAACACACGCCGGUGUAGCGGUUCUUGGGCUGCUGCCCACUAAAUCUAGACAAUCAUUUUAAUAAUAAAUGCCACUGAAGGGCUUAAAAUGGU
Xiphophorus hellerii (green swordtail) is the source of this 1956-nucleotide messenger RNA. RefSeq names its product polymeric immunoglobulin receptor-like. The transcript is spliced from 8 exons. Bases 125 to 1435 code for a protein of 436 amino acids. Gene Ontology annotation, cellular component: plasma membrane. Lineage: Eukaryota; Metazoa; Chordata; Actinopteri; Cyprinodontiformes; Poeciliidae. Gene Ontology annotation, molecular function: transmembrane signaling receptor activity. The record is from RefSeq and is a predicted model, not a curated record.